Molecule: messenger RNA, 3231 nt
Organism: Triticum urartu
Lineage: Eukaryota; Viridiplantae; Streptophyta; Magnoliopsida; Poales; Poaceae
Source: RefSeq, a predicted model, not a curated record
GACCUCCUUGCCCAGUGCCCACGGCCCCUUCGUCUCUCCCUCAUCCAUCUCCACAGCCGCCGUCUCCGCAGCCGCCGUCCCCAUCCUCAGCAGCACAGCACAGCACAGCGCGGGCGGUUGCCGAAGCCCACGCCUUGCCCCUCUCUCUCCCCCGCCUCCGACCCGUCCCCUACCCGAGCAGGCAGCACAGGCAAGAACUCCCCCAAAUCCCCAGCCAAUCUCGCCCCAACCCCCAAGACCACCGCCGAAAGAAUCCUAGAGGCAGUGCCGCCCAUGGUCAGCGCCGGCGGCAGGUUCGAGAAGAGCCCCACCGCCGAGAAAGCCCCAGAGGCAGUGCCGCCCAUGGUCAGCGCCGGCGGCAGGUCCGGGGAGGUCUCCGCCGCCCAGUUCCACAUCUACCAGCCGCCAUCCUCUCUCCGUGGCUGGCCCGACGACCACGACACGGAGGCCGCCCUCCGCCACCUCGGCCUCCUCGAUUUCGCGCGGCUCCAGCUCCCGGACGGUAUCCCCCGGCACGACCUCGUCUCCGAUCUGGUCGCCUCCUACCACCGGGAGAACUGCCGCGGCCACGCCUACCUCUGGGGCGUCCGCGUCAGUGUCGACCGCAAGUCCUUCCUCAGCGCGGCAGCCCUCCAAGCCACGGCGGAGCACAAGGUGCUCCCUCCACGGCGCAGGACGAGGAGCACAAGGAGCUCGUCCACGGUUACCUCCGCCGCCUUGCAGUUCAUGGAAAUCUGGAUCCUCCCGCAGUUCCAGGGCAGGGACAUGUUGCCGUCGAUUGUGUCGGCUGCGAUGCGGGAGGUGAAGGCGGAGUUGGCGCAUAACGUCGACUGGGGUGAGCUGAUCUGGGACCUAGUACAGAAUGAGAUUCUUGAAUUGCCAAAGAGGGAUGAUAAAAAUUCUUACUUUGGGUUGCAUCUCCUGAGACUUGUUUGGGUAAACCAUCCAGAGGUGUUUGGGUUGAAGGACAGGAUGGAAAUACUCGCUCGGGUGCAACUUGACAGAAUCUUACCGCAGGUAGUCGACAAUGUGACGGAAAGAAUCCGGUUGGAAUUUACGAGACCCAAGAAGAUUACGAGAUUCUUCCGGGUGCAGCAGCCGCAGGUGGUCAACAACCUGUCCAAACCGGUGGAGUCUGGGGAUGAAGCUGCAGCAGUUGUUCAAGUUCAACAGCAAUCCAUGGUGGGGGAUGAAGCUGCAGCAGCUGUUCAAGUUCAAGUUCAACAACAAUCCAUGGUGGGGGAUGAAGCUGCAGCAGUUGUUCAAGUUCAACAGCAAUCCAUGGUGGGGGAUGAAGCUGCAGCAGCUGUUCAAGUUCAAGUUCAACAACAAUCCAUGGUGGGGGAUGAAGCUGCAGCAGUUGUUCAAGUUCAACAGCAAUCCAUGGUGGGGGAUGAAGCUGCAGCAGCUGUUCAAGUUCAAGUUCAACAACAAUCCAUGGUGGGGGAUGAAGCUGCAGCAGUUGUUCAAGUUCAACAGCAAUCCAUGGUGGGGGAUGAAGCUGCAGCAGCUGUUCAAGUUCAAGUUCAACAACAAUCCAUGGUGGGGGAUGAAGCUGCAGCAGUUGUUCAAGUUCAACAGCAAUCCAUGGUGGGGGAUGAAGCUGCAGCAGUUGUUCAAGUUCAACAGCAAUCCAUGGUGGUACAGAGCUCACCGCUGACCAUAGUGCUGAAUAAUGAUGCAAGCGUGGGCAAGAGGAACAGCUUGGAGGCUGCCCUGGCAGAGCCUAGGCACGCUGAUACACACAAGCAUGGAGUGAAGCAUGUGAAGCAGCAGUUUCAGCAGGGCAAUCAACAGAAUCAGACCUGUAACAGUAACAAGUGUAGUGUACCCAGUGGAUUCAUAGUGCUGAAUGAUUAUGCGAGGGACAGCAUGGAAGCUGCCCUGGUGGAGCCUGGGCAGGCUGAUGCACACAAGCAUGGAGUGAGGCAUGUGAAGCAGCAGUUUCAGCAGGGCAAUCGACAGAAGUGGACCCGUAAGAGGAGCAAGCGUAGUGUACCCAGUGGAUCAAGAAUCUCCUCCGCAAAUAGUUCUUGUGACGUUAUAGGAAUAAAGAGUGAGUUUAAACAUGCGCGACUGGAGAACCAACCUCCAAAGGAGUUGCUUGAAGCAGAGAUGUUUAUCCAGGCAAUAAAGGUGCUGAACGAGACACUGUCUGCAGAAACCAUCGUACAUAUCUUGCAGGACUCUCCACCGUCUGGCUCCCCGCUGAAGCUGAGUGGUGCAGUAGUGGAGGUCACUAAAUAGGAGAAUGGUUCUCACGCUCGAAUGUGAUCCUGGUGGGAUCAGUAACAGGAUGUAGAUUUGCUCUCAUCUCAUGAGCGUUUGGCUUUUGGAGCUCGGCAUUUGGUGGUCUGUAGCGAGAAGGAUUAUCUGGCUGUGCUAGCUCUUGGUUGGCUAGUCUUGGAGAACUGGAAUCAUUGGUUCAUCUUCUGGAUGUGCUGCCCUAAAACCUGGAGCCAGAGUACUUCAUAUGAAAAAAAUGAUAUAUUUGUUGGAUGUUUGUACUUUUUUGGGAGUAGUCAGCAUGUGGAUGCUCGGGAUUUCCAGGUCCAUCUCCAUCUCCCCUCCUGGUCCGCGUGCUUCAUCAUCGUUCUUGUCGUUGCUUCUGCAGCCAACUAUGACUGUAGUAUGCCGUUGGGGGCGAUGACUUCGCACUGCAGGGAUGAACUCACAUGGCUUAUAUCUACCGGAGAAGAGCAUUAUUGGUUUUGAAUGCGGCCAGCAACUUAAAUGUGUCAACGAAGCAACAUGUUCUUCCCUGCUUCACAUUGCUCUAUUUUCAUAUACAUGAAGAUGCAAUUUGUCACUCAGAAUGUGAUCCUGGUGGGACCUUGUAAUAGGAUAUCUACUAGAGUAGUAGAUUUGUUCUUGUCUGGUUAUCGUUUAGCUUUUGGAGCUCUGCCUUUGUUGGUCUGCAGUUCUUCAUUAUCUCGGGUGUCAGAAAAUUUGGAUGCUUGGUUCGUCUUUUGGAUGCUUUGCCAUAAAAUCUGGAGCCAGAGUACAUCAUAUGAACAAAAAAUGAUUUAUAGUUUCUUGGGAGUAGAUAGCAUGUGGGUGCUCGUGAUUUCCAGGUCUGAUCCAAAAGCCAAAGGCUGAGCAUGUCAUUUAGGAUGGUACUUACGAUUGUCUUGCACAUCCUAUGAAUAUUCUGAACAUCUCUGCUGUCCAAAUUUACUGUAAAGAUGAGAAAUUCAAUCUUGGCAUGGUCUUUGAGUUAAUUUUGUUAAA